Molecule: messenger RNA, 960 nt
Organism: Moesziomyces antarcticus
Lineage: Eukaryota; Fungi; Basidiomycota; Ustilaginomycetes; Ustilaginales; Ustilaginaceae
Product: alpha/beta-hydrolase
Exons: 1
Coding region: 1-960 (319 amino acids)
Biological process (GO): lipid metabolic process
Source: RefSeq, a predicted model, not a curated record
AUGAAGCUGCUUCAGAUUGCUUCUGCUGUUGCGGUUGCUGCGCUGUCGGCAACGAGCGUGUCGGCAUCGCCGCUCGACUCGGACGUGCUCGCCUAUCCUGCUGGCGUCCAGCGCUCGGUCGAGGCGCGAGAGGUGGAGCGUCUCGUGGCGCGCGACAACACCGCACCCACCUCGCCGUUGACCAACUACCAGCAGUACCAGUUCCCCGCCCAGCUCUCGCAGGCCGCCUACUGUGGCCAGCCCGUCGGCGCCAAGGUGGGCGACGCGCAACUGCUCUGGACCGCCGGUGACGGUCGAUCGACCCCGAUGACGUUUGUUGCCUACUCGCCCAGCAGGGGCGUCAUCGUGUCGCACCAGGGCACCAACACCUCGAGUUUCUCUUCGAUCCUCAACGAUGCCGACUUUGCGCUCGACCCGGUCAACUCGCGUCUGUCGUACCUCGGCAGCGUCAAGGUGCACGGCGGCUUCCAGGACACCUGGCUGCGCACCGCCGACUCGGUGCUCGCCCAGGUCAAGUCGGCGCUCGCCGCCCACCCGGGCGCUGCCGUGCUCACCGUCGGCCACUCGCUCGGCGCCGCCAUCUCGCUGCUCGACGCGCUCUACCUCAAGAAGCAGCUGCCCUCGUCUUCGGUCAAGUCGGUCGUCUUUGGCCAGCCCAGGACGGGCGACAAGGCCUUCGCCAACGCCGUCGACGCCAACCUGCCCGGCUUCGUGCACAUCAACAACGGCCGCGACCCCGUCCCACGCCUGCCGCCCGCGAUCGACUACCAGCAUGCGUCGGGCGAGAUCUGGAUCAACCCCGCCAACUCGCUCUCCGCCGUCACCUGCCCCGGCCAGGAGAACAAGAACUGCAUCCUCUCGGUCAACCCCUUCACCUACGAUGUCUCCGACCACACCGGCACCUACUUUAACGUCCACAUUGCCGGUCGUGGCGAGAACUGCCCCGCCGUCAUCGGAUGA